AUGCAAACCAUUGAUUUUAAUUUACAUUCGAGUGAGGGCUUCGGCGCAGCGGAGAAGAUCGUGCUGCUCACCUUCAUCUCGACCGUUAUCCUGAUGGCCAUCCUGGGGAACCUGCUGGUGAUGGUGGCCGUGUGCCGGGACAGGCAGCUCAGGAAAAUCAAGACCAAUUAUUUCAUUGUUUCCCUUGCCUUUGCGGACCUGCUGGUGUCGGUGCUGGUGAUGCCAUUUGGAGCCAUUGAGUUGGUUAAGGACAACUGGAUCUAUGGAGAGAUGUUCUGCCUAGUCCGAACGUCCCUCGAUGUCCUGCUCACCACAGCAUCCAUCCUGCACCUGUGCUGCAUCUCGCUGGACAGGUACUAUGCUAUCUGCUGCCAGCCCCUGGUUUACAGGAACAAGAUGACUCCGUUGCGCAUUGCCGUAAUGCUUGGAGGGUGCUGGGUAAUCCCAACAUUUAUUUCUUUCCUCCCUAUCAUGCAAGGCUGGAAUAGCAUUGGCAUCAUCGAUCUGAUUCAGCAAAGGCAAUUCAACAAGGCUUCCAACUCCACUUACUGCAUAUUCAUGGUCAACAAGCCAUAUGCCAUUACAUGCUCGGUGGUAGCUUUCUACAUGCCCUUCCUCCUGAUGGUGCUGGCCUACUACCGCAUCUACGUCACGGCCAGGGAGCACGCCCGCCAGAUCCGGGUGUUGCAGCGCGCGGGGGCUCCCGCCGACGGCCGGCAGCACCCCCCGGACCAGCACAGCACACACCGCAUGAAGACUGAGACCAAAGCCGCCAAGACCCUGUGCAUCAUCAUGGGGUGCUUCUGCCUUUGCUGGGCCCCCUUCUUUAUCACAAACAUAGUGGACCCUUUCAUAAACUACACAGUGCCAGGAAAGCUGUGGACGGCUUUCCUGUGGCUGGGCUACAUCAAUUCAGGGUUGAACCCUUUCCUCUAUGCCUUCCUGAACAAGUCUUUCAGACGUGCCUUCCUCAUCAUCCUGUGCUGUGGUGAUGAGCGACACCGAAGGCCUUCCAUCCUGGGGCAGACGGUCCCGUGUUCCACCACCACAAUAAAUGGAUCGACUCAUGUACUAAGGUGA
Messenger RNA from Apaloderma vittatum (bar-tailed trogon), 1080 nucleotides. RefSeq names its product 5-hydroxytryptamine (serotonin) receptor 4, G protein-coupled (gene HTR4). The transcript has 5 exons. Gene Ontology annotation, molecular function: G protein-coupled serotonin receptor activity. The coding region runs from base 1 to 1080 and encodes 359 amino acids. Gene Ontology annotation, biological process: adenylate cyclase-activating adrenergic receptor signaling pathway; regulation of appetite; chemical synaptic transmission. The record is from RefSeq and is a predicted model, not a curated record. Lineage: Eukaryota; Metazoa; Chordata; Aves; Trogoniformes; Trogonidae. Gene Ontology annotation, cellular component: plasma membrane.